Messenger RNA from Lycium barbarum (goji berry), 631 nucleotides. RefSeq lists its product as uncharacterized. The coding region runs from base 117 to 497 and encodes 126 amino acids. NCBI's taxonomy places the organism in Eukaryota, Viridiplantae, Streptophyta, Magnoliopsida, Solanales, Solanaceae. The transcript has 2 exons. The record is from RefSeq and is a predicted model, not a curated record.
AUAUCACGCCGACCAUACGUUCGAACUUUUGAUUCUUAUUUUUGUUCGAUACUCCAUAUUGGAAUGCAUUUCUCUCUCUUUUAAAGUGUCCCCAAAAAUAAUAAAGUGUCAUUUUAAUGACAACUCCACUUAGCUUAAGUGUUAGUUCAACAAAGAAAAGGUCGUCUGACAAGGAGGAUGAAUUAGCCAUGGAGAAAGAAAAGCAAGAGGAGGAGGCUAGCCAGAGGGAACACCAACCACCAUAUAUUUCGAGGAUGCGACCACUUACAAAGGAAGUGUUACAACAUCCAUUAAUAUAUAUAUAUGAAGCAUACGGUGGUGGCAUGUAUGGGAAGGAUGAUGAAACUCCGGCCACGAAAGUGGACAAGGCACCUGCAAGUGAAACACAAAGUGCUGAUGGACCAAAGGAAGCAGCCUCUAUUCAGCCGGAAAAUAAACCUCCACAGUCUUCCGGCCACCGUGACAUUGAUAUCACCGGACAAUCCUACAUUCAAUAGCUUAGGAUUGACAGGAGAGUCUAAACUUUGUUUGCACGGUUGUUACGUGUCGUUUUAUAAUGUGUCGUGUUAUAUAGUAUCGCGUAUCGCGUUGUGUUGUACUUUAUUGUAUAUACGGAAAAGGCUCAAAUAUG